Messenger RNA from Papilio xuthus (Asian swallowtail), 991 nucleotides. RefSeq lists its product as uncharacterized. Bases 18 to 890 code for a protein of 290 amino acids. The transcript is spliced from 5 exons. The record is from RefSeq and is a predicted model, not a curated record. NCBI's taxonomy places the organism in Eukaryota, Metazoa, Arthropoda, Insecta, Lepidoptera, Papilionidae.
UUUGUAUUUGGUUUAAAAUGUACACAUAUUUGAAGAUUUCAAUAUACGUGUUGUCAAUUAUAAGCUCAUUGUUUAUCAAAUCUUUUCAUUCAGCAAUUAGUUGUAGGGAUCGAAGUGUCCAUUUAAGGUUAGAUGGUGGUCUAUGUUUCGAAAUCCCACCAUGGCAAUACUUACCAGUGGAAAUGGAUCACCAUAUAGCUAAAGUGAAGGAGGUUUGGGGCAACCUGUCAUCUGUUAGAGAUACAAGAAGAUUCAGUUUAAGUAUUACUAAUAGUAAAAUAAGUCAAUACGUGGAUACAGUGAUUGGUCCGUUCUUGGAUACAUAUCACAAAAACAUUCAAACUUCGUACCAACAGAUGACCAAUAAAAUACUACGGAAAACAAAAGACGAAAUUAACGCAGCUAUACGAAUAAAACAGAGAGUUUACGAAGAUUUGAUUAAAAUUGCAGAUCGAUUGGCUGUACCGGCAAUGUGUGAUGAGGAACGUCGUUACGCGCGCACCAUCGCAAGCCGUCAUGUGGCACAGAUCUACAAAUGUACAGAGGAGGCGAGAAACUCUAUCACAAAGAUGGGCAAAUAUGCCGAGGAAAUGAUAACAAUCACACGCAACCAUAUGCAAGCUGCAUUAGCUAAUGCUACCAGCAAAUUCGACGCUAACAAACAAUAUGAAAGAGAAAGUAAUAAAAUAAAUCAUAGCGCUUGUUUGAAAGAGCUGUCGAAGGCGGCGGUGUCUCUAGGGUACGAGUUAGAUCUCAGUUUGACGAAUGCACGUCGCUACAACGAACAGUCCUGUGAGAGAUUCACUGUCUGCUGCACCAGAGCUCGUAAAGAUACAGAGGAAUCUACUGCCGCGUUGAAAGAUCAUCUAUAUCAAUGUGUAUACGCUUAAAUAUAUCUUUAGUACGGACAAAUAGGUCACCUAAUGUUAGUUGAUUAGUGGAACUACAAAAGUGUUGCGGUGUAAGAGCUAGGUGAUACCGCAACUAAAAA